AUGACUGACGCCCAGUACUUCAUCGACUCGGCACGGCAGCAGUACAACGACCUUGCUGGUGGUCUCGAGAGACACUUCGAAAAUGUUGCGACGCAGUUAAGAGACUGGUUACCUGAGCAGAUGCGGCCUCGUCCUCCGCCACCGCCUCCACCUCGCUCACUCAGUCCUGCCACCUACUGGAACCAAAUCAACCGAUGGAUAUCGCGCAAUACCGCUUUGAGUGCUGGUAUUUUUGCCUUUGUCGGUACAGGUGCUGUCUUGGUGUUCAUACAGAGGUCGACACACGUGAAAAAGAGAAGAGCUAGGAAGUCAAACAAUGGUGCAAGGACAGAGGUUGUGGUCCUUGCUGGUUCUCCUACAUCACCCUUGACUACAGCUAUCGCUAUGGACCUUGAGCGUCGUGGCUUCAUCGUCUAUGUCAUCACCAGCACCAGAGAAGAUGAAGAACACCUGCGCAAGCAGUUGCGCCCGGAUGUGCUUCCCUUUGACCUUGAUCUCAUCCAUCCCGACAAAGCCGAAGGCCAAAUGCAACGCUUCCACCACUUCUUGUCCCGCCACCACCAUGCCUUCGACGGAGCUUCUGCCCAUCGUCUGACAUUAGCAGGUGUCAUUCUCGUUCCCGACGUCUCAUCUGUGACUGUCGGAUCGAUUGCCCAGCUCUCGCCAGAAGCUUGGUCGACUGCUCUGAAUGCAAAAGUCCUGCACACCAUCACCGUGGCAAGAUAUAUGCUUCCGCUUGUGACCGAGUUCAAGAGUAAAAUACUCCUUCUCACACCAAACGUCAUAUCGUCCUUGCGACCACCUUAUCGUGCAAUCGAAAGCACUGUGUCUUCUGCGCUAGGCGCGUUUGCUGCCUCUUUGUCCUCGGAGCUCGGUCUUCAAGGCUUACACGCCUGCCAUUUCAAGCUUGGAAACAUUGAAAUUGCGGGAAGCAAACAAAGACGAGACGAGAGCAGGAGGAUCAGGGGUGCUUUGGGUACACCCAUACGCAAACUUCACGAGGCGAUGUUUGAUGCGUUACACAGCAGCAAUCCCAGUCGUACAUGGCAUGUAGGCAGGGGUAGCUUGAUCUACGACUUCAUCGGAUCGUGGAUACCUAGUGGAGUUGUAGGUUGGAUGCUGGGAUUGCAGCACGCGCCUGGAAACGAGGAUCAGCACACUCCUGAAUCCGAAGAUUCUUCAAGCGACCGAUCGAUCACAUGGGAGAAAAUUUGA
Molecule: messenger RNA, 1215 nt
Organism: Aureobasidium melanogenum CBS 110374
Lineage: Eukaryota; Fungi; Ascomycota; Dothideomycetes; Dothideales; Saccotheciaceae
Product: DUF1776-domain-containing protein
Exons: 2
Coding region: 1-1215 (404 amino acids)
Source: RefSeq, a predicted model, not a curated record